AUGGCCAGAGACAACGAGUCCGAGUUCAGCGCGCUCAACGAUGAGGACUGGAGGGUUCAGGAGCAGCGCGAUGACGCAGCAAUCCAGCAAAUUCAAGAGGGCCUUGCCAGCGGCGUCGGCGAGUUUCUCUCUAAGAUUGAGCAGGGCGCCGAAUUCGACCAGGCCGGCAAAGCCGAUGAUGCUGUCGACUAUGAAGACAUCGAUCUCAGCGACGACGACUUACCCGACGAAGAGGCUCCUCCAAGCGGCGCCAGCGGCGAUGGCCCGGGCCUGACCGAUGACAAUGACGACGACGACCUCUUCGGCGAAAAUCUCCCGUCAUCCCCUGUGGCCGCUGGAGAUUUUGCCUCGUCUCCCCACCCGAUCGAUGCCGAUGAAGAUGACCGCAUGCACAUCGACAGCCCCCCGCGCGAAUCCCUUGAAGAUCUCAUAGCUCUUAACUUUGACCACGGCCCUAAGCCCAGUGAUGCGAAUCAGGAUCCCAAUAUUCCCCCGCCCGCUGAGACCCUCAUCGAGGCCGUGAAGCAGGCAUUUCCGGGCUUCAAGGAAAAUGCCGUGCUUCCAUGGAACGAGCUCCUGCGCCCAAAGCAGGCCCACUGGAUUUCCAAGAAGCCCGCCAAGCCCCCAAAACCGCUUGUGCCAACGAAGCUCAGCCUGGAACUGGAUGCUGACCAAGAAAAGCUAUUUCGCAUUCCUGGACCGGCGUCAUUGUCUGUCUACCAGAAGAUCAGAGAUGCCGAAGCACGCGUCCUCGUGUGCCUCGAGGAGCCCGAACCUCUGGAGCAGGCAGACCUUGAGGUCUUCAACCUAGAUGACGAGGAUGAUGAGGUUGUGGGUGGCUACACCCUACGCGACAUCGCCCUGGUUUGCGACGACUGGGAUUCUAUGAUCCGCCUUGGCGACGCCCUCGCUGCACAAGCCCCCGCCCCCAACAAGGUCGAUCACAUCUCCGACAACAUGCUCAUUAAGACUGAGGUUGAUGGAGAUGAUGAAGACUGGGACAGAAUGUUCCUCGACGCCCCGCCUAAGAAACGGCGUCGCGAGAUACCCAAGGGCCUUCCCUCGGUUCCCCGCUUUACUGCGCCCAAUUUCGACAACUUCGAGGAGGCCACUUCCAAGCUCGCCAAGCGCGUGAUCCUCGAUAUGAACGACCCUUAUCUCCUCAUCGACGAUGUUGAGUCCGAGCGCGUCGCCAAGAGACGUAAAGUCCAGCACAAGACGGUACGCAUGGCCAAUGGCCGCCUUGGUCGAGAGUUGUCGCAGCGCUUCAAUUUCUCGUCGGAUACCGCCUACGACGCGUUGAAGGAGAACAGCCAGAGCAAGGUCCGCGCCACGCUGGCCUCCAUCCCGGUUGAGCACAGCAUGACGGCAAUGAAGCUCUCAUGGCCCUACUACAAGGUGAAGCUCUCGGCAAGCGACCCCCACAGCUACCAUCGGCCCCAGUUCCACCCGCGAAAGGACGCCUUCCACCCGAUCAGGUUUAAGCCACCUGCGAUCAAGAAGAAGAAGCAACUCAAGGGCAAGCGAAUCUGUGAGAUUUUCCAGUCGUCGGCCGACCUCACCAUGAAUGACAACUCGAUCGCGAUACUCUUUGAGUAUUGCGAGGAGAUCCCCAUCGUCUUGUCGAAUUUCGGCAUGGGCCAGAAAAUCAUCAACUACUACCGCCGCUCUAAGGGAACAGACGCGAGGCCCGAGAAACGGGAACUUGGUGAACCGUAUAUCCUCAUGCCCGAGGACCGCUCUCCCUUCGCCAUGGUCGGCCAAGUCCACCCCGGCGAGACGGUGCCCACGCUGCACAAUCAGAUGUUCCGCGCUCCCAUUUUCAAGCAUUCCCCGAGAAGCACCGACUUCAUCCUUGGUCGGAGCAGCACAGGGAAAUCGGGCUCCACGUGGUACCUUCGGAAUAUCGAUCACCUGUUUGUGGUGGGGCAGAUCCUGCCAUCCAUGGAGGUACCUGGGCCGCACUCCCGCCGCGUUACUAACAUCGCCAAGAAUCGGCUCAAGAUGGUGUCGUAUCGACUUCUGCACCGCAGUGACAACGUCACGUUGACCGACAUUACCCGUCAUAUUGCCGAUUCCAACGAGUCGCAAAACCGUCAGAAGCUCAAAGAGUUUCUAGUGUUCCGUAAGGAGCAGAGGAACUGGGUGCUUCCCGAAGGAGAGGAGCUCAUGCCCGAAUCCGAAAUUCGAGGGCUCGUUCGCCCGGAAGAAGUUUGUCUCCUAGACGCGAUGCAGGUCGGUGCCCACGAGCUCGAGAAUGGCGGUUACGAAGUGAACGACGCCAUUUUUAAAGACGACGACAUGUUGGAGGGUGACGAGCUUCCCCCGGAUGCUCUCGCUAACAAGAUGGCACCGUGGCGGCUUACCAAGGCUUUCAUCGACGCGAGCCAUGGCAAAGCCAUGAUCGCCGUCCAUGGCCCUGGAGAUCCAACAGGCAAAGGCCUUGGCGUCAGCUAUCUGCGAACUUCUAUGAAGGGGGGCUUCCUGGAACAGCUUCACGGCCCGCUUGCCACGUCUGCUGACGCUAUCGAACGCCAGCGAAAGGCUAAUGGUGGCCACAUGUACAAUGUCAAAAAUCAGGACAAUCUCUACACCGAGUCCCUCCGCGACAUUUGGACGCGGCAGAAGCAGAGUCUGGAGGACAUUCAGGAGCACGACGACGACGACGUUCUCGCCCAGGAGGAUGAAGACGAGCGGUUCAACGUACAGAACCAAACGGGCCCGACUGCAACCGUGCCUGACGGCGUGAGCCAAGUGAGCCAGAGCCAGGCUAGCGCCCUGAACUGGCGCAAGCUGAAGAUCAUUCGCGAGGUCAAGGGCGAGGAUGGCCAGAUCCAGACCGUCACGGAAAUCGUGCAUGACCCUGUCGUCAUUGCGCAAUACAGCAAGAGGAGGCGGCAAAUGGAGUUUGAGAACAUUGACAUAUACAACGUUAAGCUCACCGGCGACCCCGAGAAAGAUGAACUUAUCCUCGAGAAGGCCCGCAUCGAACAGGAGCGUCUGGAAAAGAACAAAGAGCGACGUAAGAAGCGCGAGAAACAGAAGAAGCUCCAGCAAAAGAUGCGGGACGGCGGCGCCGGCGGCGACGAGGGCUCGCCCGAGCCGUCCACGGAGAAAAUCACGGGCACAACCCGCAAGUGCGCCAACUGCGGCCAGGUCGGCCACAUCAAGACCAACAAAAAGUACGUAUGUCCUUGCUCCCAAAAGGAGACAGCCAAGGCCCCUGAGAUGGAGGCAGGUAAAAGGGGUCAGAGUCUGUCCGGCAUUCUUCCCUCCAAGUCUAGCAAGCGCGACUACAGUUAUAGGCCCACCCAAGACCCCCGCCAGGGCGACAGGUUCUGGGAUCCCCGAACAUGGGAUACGAAGGCCUUCCAAGACAAGAUGGACCCCGCGCCUCUACCUAAGGGGAAGCAGAAACGACUUACGUGGGAAAACGAUGAGAACGAGGGCUUCGGCGAGGAGUAG
Messenger RNA from Parathielavia appendiculata, 3465 nucleotides. Its product is annotated as TAF1-like protein. Gene Ontology annotation, molecular function: RNA polymerase II general transcription initiation factor activity; TBP-class protein binding; histone acetyltransferase activity. Gene Ontology annotation, cellular component: transcription factor TFIID complex. The transcript is spliced from 3 exons. Bases 1 to 3465 code for a protein of 1154 amino acids. NCBI's taxonomy places the organism in Eukaryota, Fungi, Ascomycota, Sordariomycetes, Sordariales, Chaetomiaceae. The record is from RefSeq and is a predicted model, not a curated record. Gene Ontology annotation, biological process: RNA polymerase II preinitiation complex assembly; transcription by RNA polymerase II.